AUGGAGGAGCGGGAACCACCUCCCGGCGGUGGAAACCAUAACCCCUUGACCGAAAAACCAACCAUUUCACCUACAGAGAAUGCAAACCCUAACCAUUUACCCAAAACAUCACAGCCUGUCUUUGGUUCUGCAACAUUUGUCGUCCAGAUUCCCAAAGAUCAAAUUUAUCGCGUCCCACCACCUGAACAUGCUGUGCUGGCCCAACGCCGAAAUCUGCCUAUCCAAAAGAGGCGGCGUUGUAACUGUUUGUGUUUAGCCAUCAUUGCAGUUGUCAUUGUCCUAGUUGUCCUGAUAGGAGGCAUAACAGCUUUUUUUCUUAAGCAUGCCAAUCCUUCAUUUAGCAUUGAAAAUUUCCUUGUCAGGAAUCCACCGGAUCAUCAUCGUUGGCAACAUCUGGAGUAUAACAUCUUGUUGAAAGCAGAGAACCCGAAUCAGCACACAAGCAUUUUCUAUGAGCAGGAUGGUGAUGCAUCCCUCUCCUUUAAGCAAAAAGAAAUUGCAGCAGGAAAAUAUCCACCUUUCAAUCAAAGCCCAAAGAAUUCUAAUACAUUUAAGAUAGUUCUACAUGGUUCGAACACUGCAUUGCCUAAAGAGAUUGACAAGGGCUUGAAUAGCACAAAUUCAAAAGCACGCAUCUCUUUAUCUCUAUGGAUGAAUGCCUCGGUGAAACUGGAAACUGGGGCAUUGAAAACUGGAAGUAAGAAAAUUUAUGUUGAUUGCAGUUUGACAGUAGAUGCUCUGUCAAAAAGUGCUCGUGUACUUUCUCAGGAAUGUCAUACCAUGGGCCAACUCUGA
Messenger RNA from Ilex paraguariensis (yerba mate), 795 nucleotides. The record is from the annotation of a GenBank genome assembly. NCBI's taxonomy places the organism in Eukaryota, Viridiplantae, Streptophyta, Magnoliopsida, Aquifoliales, Aquifoliaceae.